AUGUUAGACCCUCAAUCCGGGAGUCGUUACAUGGGCGGUCCCAACAUCUACUCACAUUCCCGCACCCGUACCACCUCCUCCAACACCUUUCCCGUCCAAGUCCAGACGCCCACCCACCUCUCUGCUCAUCCGCAUUAUCACCAGCAGCAACAGCAGCUCCUGCCGCAGAACUCCCGACGCACACCCUCCGUCAAUACCUUCUCGACAGCUUCUAGCAUCCCACCGCCCGCCGCCUACCGCACCUCCCCAUCCGACAAUAUCCGUCGCUCCACCUCCUCCCGCUCCGGUGGCACCACGGCUUCCGCCCAACAACCCCAAUCUUCCGGCUAUGUCGCUCUCCUCCGCAAACAAAAGGCUACCGUCUGGUCCGAUCGUACCCAGCUCGAGGACCCCCGCCUCGUUGCCGCCCAGCGCGCCGCCAAAAUGCGCGCCACCCUAGAAGUCCUCGGAGGAAACCAGUCCGGGGUUGGCACCGUCGGACCCUCCUCUGGGCGUACUUCAACUGGCCUCAGCGCCACCAAUAAAGUUGCAGCGAAGAUCCGUCACCACGGCAAGCCCGCCGUGGUCGGUUACUCCCCCGGUGCCAACCACGUCGGCGUAGGCGGCGUUCCUCUGCGGCUCAGCGCCACCGAGGUCGAGGCCGAAAGCUCCGACGACGAAGCCGAGCGUUCUCGCUCUUUCCUGCACCACCAGCACCGCCGCACGGGAAGCAGCGGCCGAAGCAGCACGGCGAGCCGCCGCGGCCUCGGCUAUCGCACUUCGGGUGGCGCCGGAGGCCCGCGCUACAGCCCUACCGACACUCCCGACCGCGCGAGCAUCCAAAGACCCCCUCUUCGUCUCUCCACGAGCCAGGAAGAUCCUUCUUCGGGUGGAGACGCCGCGAGCGGCCGCGCGAGGAGCAUCGCUAGCGGGAGCAGCGCCGAGCGAGCUGACAAUGUUGGGGAGCUGGGACAGGCCGGCGGUGGCGGAAGCGCCGCACGGCUGGCUUCCAAUUCGCUCAUGCACGCCGCCCUGACGCGCGAGAAUAGCGUUAAGAGCGCCGAGGAGCUGAAGAGGAGGGGUAGCGUCGAUGAGAGGACUUCGACUCUGACUUCCACGGGAAGACUCUUUAUUGCCAACCCUGAUUGA
Molecule: messenger RNA, 1128 nt
Organism: Sodiomyces alkalinus F11
Lineage: Eukaryota; Fungi; Ascomycota; Sordariomycetes; Glomerellales; Plectosphaerellaceae
Exons: 2
Coding region: 1-1128 (375 amino acids)
Source: RefSeq, a predicted model, not a curated record